CGGGCCUUUAGGGGAUUCUGAAGCCUCGAGUUUUCUCAGAACUCGUUUACGAAAAGCCCUCUUUUCCCUCAUAUCAGUGAUUCAUGGUUUUUGCUUCAGGAUGCUGUCAUCAGUAUCUUCAGUGCAGAAGGAUAGCCGUGAUGGGACCAGGACAGAACCAAACCCGUUUAAAAUGCCCAAAGACAACAGCAUCUUUCUCAUGAGGAACGCAGAAAAAGCUCGGAGGAAACAAGAAUAUCAGAAGGAGUUGUGUCGGCCUGUGCAUGAGAAGAAGACGUACACUGGCAGAAUGAGGGCCAGGCAAUCUGAGCUGAGGAUGAAACUCAGAGAGGGUCUGGAGGAGGAGGAGGAAGAAGAAAGUAAUGCAAACCGCACACACACCACUGUCCAGCUCCUCCAAGACACACCUGCAUGCAAGGUGGUCAUGAUCAAAGAUCGUAAUAUUGAAAAAGAGAGCAUACGUGAGUUCAUUGACAAGAAACGAGAGAUGUUCUAUCUGGAGCAUGCUCUGGCAGUAAAGAGAGAAGAGAUUAAGCAGCUGGAGGAGGUGGCGAGUCAUGAAGAGAAGAAGUUGAUAAGAGCCGAAAAGCUGCUAGAGGAUGACACCAUCUUGUUUGAUUCAUUUCUCAAAGAAAAUGACAAGAACUCAGUGGAGGCCAUCAAAAUCGCUGAGCAGGAGACCAAAGCAAAGCUGGAGAAAGUAGCUGAGAUCAAGAGGAUCACUGCCAAAAUGGUGGCCAUUAAGAGUGACAUCUCUAAGUAUGAGGACACUCUGCAGGAGUACAAGCUCUAUAAAGACUUUCUGUUCAAGCUUUCUCCUGCGGAGUGGCAGGAGAAACAGAGAGAGAAGAACAGACGCUCUCCUAAGCCCACGUCUGCCAACGAAAAGAGAGAGAGUGAGGUGAAGAGCAGAGAGACGGACAGAGGGAAAAAGACCCCCCAGUCUGACAGACGCAGGGAGAAGAGGAGCUCUGUCGGAUCUCGAGAGCUGCCCCCCCGUGAGGGCAGAGCUCCAUCCAGACACAGUGUGAAGUCGACUCCUCAGAGUGGAAAAAUGAGUUCUGCAUCUGAAACAGACAGCUCAGAAUAUGAGGAGGAGCCGGAGCUGUACUUCACAGAGCCUCAGCAGCUGCUGGACCUGCUGAGUGAGCUGGAGGAGCAGAAUCUCUCAUUGAUCCAGAACUUGCAGGAGACUGAGGAGGGCCUGGAGGAGUUCAGACAGACCAUGGAACAGACUCGCAAGAACAUGGAGCAUGAAGCAGACCAGCUGAAGCGGCAGAUUGACGUUAUGACAGAGACCAUUCAGAGAGAGAAAGAGAGAACCGCAGAACUAGAGCUCAAAGCCAGACUCUUCAACUUUGGACAGUAUAAAGCAGAGGAGGAUGACACUCUGAACACUCUGAGCCGGAAGGUGGAGGAGGUGUAUCGGAGCUGUGUAGGAGACAGUGAGGCCAACCUGAGUACCUUGCAGAUGCUGACAGCCAUUGAGGGCCGGCUGGGAGAGCUGCUGGAAAAUGUGGAGAUGAUUCCUAGUGACCGGCUUGCCAUUGCUGAGAAAGCCAAAGAGAAAGAGAGGAGAGUCAGAUUGCGGGAUGAGAAGAUCUAUCUGCAGAAGCAACACCAGGAAGAGAGAAUGAAGAAAGCUAUGGAGAGAGCUCAGGCCGAGAUCAAGAAAACGACUGGUAGGAAGCUGAUGCCUCGCUCUCAGCCUCCUAUUCGCAAACUCCAGAACAACCAGCAUGAUGACAUCGCAGACAAGGAGAAGGAGGAGCACAUGUACUUCUUCACCUAAAGCACCUGUUGUUUACUACUGACUUGCAUACUGACAUGACCACACUCACACACUGCUUGGAACCCCCUAUACCAAAGUACAUAGAGUUAGCUGUUUAUUAGGUAUAUUACUACCUACACACUAAUUUUAGAUUCCAGCAAGUCAUACAUCACAUGACUGGGGUGUGUAGUAUCAGUCAGACAGGUCAGCAUUUCUAGUAUCAGAUGUGUUCAACUGAGUGUUAUAAAGGCCAAAGUGAAAAUCUUAGGUGCGUAGCCCUCUU
This is a messenger RNA of Colossoma macropomum (tambaqui), 2054 nucleotides long. RefSeq names its product cilia and flagella associated protein 100 (gene cfap100). NCBI's taxonomy places the organism in Eukaryota, Metazoa, Chordata, Actinopteri, Characiformes, Serrasalmidae. The record is from RefSeq and is a predicted model, not a curated record. The transcript is spliced from 15 exons. The coding region runs from base 101 to 1792 and encodes 563 amino acids.